This is a messenger RNA of Periophthalmus magnuspinnatus, 7013 nucleotides long. It is a transcript of the gene adamtsl4, whose product is annotated as ADAMTS-like 4. Gene Ontology annotation, biological process: extracellular matrix organization. The record is from RefSeq and is a predicted model, not a curated record. The coding region runs from base 223 to 3690 and encodes 1155 amino acids. Gene Ontology annotation, molecular function: metalloendopeptidase activity. NCBI's taxonomy places the organism in Eukaryota, Metazoa, Chordata, Actinopteri, Gobiiformes, Gobiidae. Gene Ontology annotation, cellular component: extracellular matrix. The transcript has 17 exons.
CUCCCAAAAAUCACGGGGAGUGAGUGUGACAGCGGAGAGGAAAGGGACACGCACAGACUGGAGGGAAAGACAGAGAAAGGAGGAGUGGAUAGAAGUGCAACGCUUUAGAGGAGUUUGACCACACUUUUCUUUGGGAACUGUUAAGGAUAAAACCGCACAUAAGAGGACAGGAGUGUUUUUAGUGGACCGAGAAAGUUGAAGACGUGGUUGACUUAUCGGAGCAUGCGGUUCGCUGUACUUUUCAGGCUCUAUGCGCUGUGGGGCUGUGUGGUGGCCGUGACCUCCGUGACCAAAGCUGCCAAGAGGAAGGUGGCCGCUCGGAGGUCCAGGCAGGUGUAUGAGGCGGAGACAGCGGAGGGCGUGUGGUCUUUUUGGGGGGAGUGGUCUCAAUGCUCGCAGACCUGUGGAGUGGGCGUAUCCCAGAGGACCAGGAAGUGUUUGGCCCCUCCCCCUCCACAACGCUCGCCCCUCUCCCACUCUCCACCAAACUGGGCAGGAUAUGUACCUGGAGGCGUCAGGACUCCUGUCAGCUCACCUCUGCGCCCUUUUUACUCUCCCCAUCACCCCGGGCAACACGUGCCCUAUCACGCCUCUCCCUACCCCAACAAUCACAACCAGGGACUUCCUCUUUACAGGAACACUCCGGCGAGUGGGGGAGGAGCAGCCGUCCCAGUGCAGCCCAAUCCCAAUCCAAAUCCAUCCGCCUCUCUUUAUCAACCAGAUUUCUCACCCACAAAUCAGGAUCGUAUUCCAGCUUAUCAAUCACCUUAUCAAUCUGCUUCACAAAAUUAUAACAACCAGCCCCCACGGGUUAUGAGGAGGCCCAACAAUCCUUCGGCCGCAAGGUCAGGAGGAGGCGGGAACAGGCGCUCUGUUUCCACCAAUCGAGAAGCUGGAGCUGCUGCGGCUGCGAGAAGGUCUUCGCCAAUCCGCCCGGGUCAGUUCGGAUAUGGCAGAGUCCCCUUCUCUUUGCCGCUUCAUCGCCAAAACAGACAAGCCAGACAUACUGCUAACGGUACUGAUAUCGCGCCUUCCUUAACGCCCGAUCUGGAUGUCAACAAAAACAACGAGCAAGAAGAGGCGCUUUUUGGAGAUGAUGAAGAUAACACAGUGGCACCUUCCACAGAGGAGAUGACCACUACAACCACUACAACCCGAAAACCGUCCCGCCACGUUGUCCGACAGGCGUAUUCCAACACAAGAGCACGUGAAAGAGUACCUCCUUAUCAAGUUACUCGUAGGCAAUUUGACUGGAAUAGCGUAACGGCUCCUCCCCCGCCUGUACCUCCACAGUCGCACCCAGACUCACCUGGGUCGCCCUACGCCCCGCCCCUUCAUCGUCCAAAUCAUGUCAACUGGGAGAGGGAGCACCAACUGCCCACUGGGAAUGUUUAUCCGCUGCAGAAUCCAAGCGUUCCGUACGGAGGAGCAGAGGCGGGGCAAGACAGAGGCAGAGUCGUCUACAGGUGCUCCGGGUCCGAGAAGGAAUACAGGAGAUGCUUUUCACAGGUGUGUGCUGCGACGGGAGGGGGAGGAGCACGUGACUCGAGAGCGGAGCAGUGUGCGGCCUUCAACGAUCAGGAAUUCAUGGGUCGGCUCUACAACUGGGAGCCGUUCACCGAGGUUGGUCGGGAUAAGCAGUGUGAGCUGACCUGCAGACCGUCCGGGUACCGCUUCUACGUGCGACAGGCCGAGAGAGUCCGGGAUGGCACGUCCUGCUUCAACUCCAGUGCCAACGACGUGUGCGUGGAGGGCCAGUGUUUGUCGGAGGGGUGCGACGGAAUCCUGGGCUCCGGAUCUGUGAUUGACAAGUGCGGUGUUUGCGGCGGGCGGGAUUUGUCUUGUCGGAAAGUGACCGGCAGCUUCCAUAACGCCACCGUUCCUCUCGGAUACCACAAAAUCCUGGACAUUCCAUCUGGGGCCACUUUUAUCAACAUCACAGAGAGGCGCGCAAGUCCCAACUACCUGGCCAUGCGGAGUGGUACAGGUGCGUCGGUUGUGAAUGGGCGGUGGGCUGUGGACCCUCCAGGAGAGUACAAAGCAGGGGGGACCACCUUCACCUACACCCGACCCAAAGCUCACGCUGAGGGGGAAGAAGAGCGAGGAGAGACCCUGACAGCGCCUGGACCCACCACCACUCAACUGCAACUCUAUAUCAUUUUCCACCAGAAGAACCCGGGCAUAGACUAUGAGUUUUACAUCCCUGUGGAGAAGAAGGAGGGAGAGCGCAUGGUGGAGAGAACGAGAGAGCCGCCCAGAGAGAGGCCGAGGGAGCAGGAGCCGGCAGCACGGGCCCCACUGAGAGGUCCUCUCACUGUGUCAGUCGAGGACCCGGCGCCCGCAGCUCCCCCCGUCUCCACCCCUUUGCACACGGCCCCGUCCUCAGACAGAUGGACCCCCGAGAGGUCCCUCCCGACCCGAGGAUCUGCCCCCAACCGCAACGUGCGCAUCCCCCCUCGCACCGACCUGCCCCUGGACACGCAGUCGCCGUUUGUGUGGAGGAGAGGAGCGCUCACCGAGUGCACCGCUUCCUGUGGCAAAGGUACUCAAUACAGAGAGAUCCUUUGCAUAAACCGUCACACGGACCAGGAAGUGCCCGACAGGAAGUGCGACUCGGCGACCAAACCUUCACCAGAGGAGGAGCCGUGCAACACACACCCAUGCCCGCCAUUCUGGGAGACUAGUUCCUGGUCUGAGUGCAGCGUCUCGUGUGGUCCCGGGCUGCAGCAGAGACAGCUCCAGUGCAGGCAGAGCUUUGGGGACCGUCACACGAUGGUCCACCCCCAGCGCUGUGCCGGCCUCACCCCCCCAGAGUCCACCCAGCCCUGCCAGCUCCACAUGUGCUCACACUGGGAGGUCAGCUCGGACUGGAGCUCGUGCUCAGUGGACUGCGGCGUGGGGAAGAGGACGAGGAGCGUGCGAUGCGUCAGCGAGGAGGGGGGCGUGGUCAAUGAUAAAGAAUGUAACUCCAGACACAAGCCUCAGGGGAGCGAGGAGUGCAACAUGGGGCCCUGCGUCACCAACUGGUACUUCAGCAACUGGUCCCAAAGCUGUUCAGCUCAGUGUGGCCCCGGGGUGCAGAGGAGGGAGGUGGUGUGUCUGACUCACGGUGACGUCAAAGAAGGAGGAGGAGAAGAAAACUGCGUGGCCGAGAAACCAGCCGAAAUGAAGGCCUGUAACGGAGGGCCCUGUGCUGCUGUGACUGUGUGGUACACCAGCCCGUGGACCCCGUGUAAUGUGAGAUGCGGGAGCGGCACACAGCGGCGGGACAUCAUCUGUGUGCAGAAAACAGGAGCAGACUUCAGCGUCGUCCAGGCGGCUGAGUGUUCUCACCUGGAGAAGCCGGCGCCGGUGCAAGAGUGCGACAUGGGGGAGUGUCUGCCGCAGUGGUUCACGACAGAGUGGAGCGCGUGCUCUCGCUCGUGCGGUAAAGGCGUUCAGAUGAGAGAAGUGCGAUGUCUCACAGCCGAUAAACAGCACAGCCUGGAGUGUGACCCCGCCUCUAAACCAGAACAAGAGCAGUUCUGUAACACCAUCCCCUGCAGCCCACAGGUCGCAGAUGAGAACUGUAAGGACAGACGUCAUAACUGCGUGAUGGUGGUGCAGGCCAGACUGUGCGUGUACUCGUACUACAAAACGGCCUGCUGCGCCUCCUGUACCCAGAGUGCUCAGCGUGCGAAGAGACACUGACCGACCAAUCGCAGACGGCCCCGGAGCGCAGCAAGUGAAGGACCUGGAUGCACAUAUAUAAAGUUUGUAGAGACAAUAACACACCGUAGGGAUGAAACACUGGGUUUGGCUUUAAGAUAUUAGCAUUAGCUUUAGCGUUAUCUAAAGUGUUGAUACCAGAUACCAAAACGAGUAUCGAGACUGAUUUGAACAAAUAUCGAUACUGAGAUAAACAACAUAAAUAUUGUAGCGUUCUGGUGUAAGAAAACACGCCAAAUUUCUACUUUUCAGACCAGUAUCGAUGAAUAAAAUCUUCACAUCAACUUGUCGGCAAAGCAACCAUAAAGUCACAUAAAAACGCAUUUAACAACAACACAUGAACAGUCAAAAGAACAACAAAAUGUGUCAACUCUGGACACACAGUAUCAGAUCAUUAAAAUAUCAAAUUUGACGAGACCACAUGGGAAUAUUAAAGACGCUACUGUUAUUUUGUGUUUGAAAAUGAUAUUUUACAUCGAGUUUAGUGAAGUGAAUUUUCUUUAUAAAGCGAAAACCACAAGCCAUGAAACAUAAUUUAUAGCGCGCAAAAAAAGGUAUAUUAAGGAUGACCCCCCCCCCCCCGUACAUAAUACACGCCGUAAAAAUGUAUGAUGUCACCUGAAACCCAGCAAAAGCAAUGAGAUAACAAGAUUUAUACAUAUAUAGUCCGUUAAAGUGUCUCAAAUCACCAUCUCCAGCGCGUUUCUAUUUUACAAUUAACCUCAUGUCCGUACAGUAAAUAUUAUGACCUUGUUACCAUGGCGAUAUUGCAUUUCAUCCCCGUUCGUUAUCGCGAUCCAGUCCUACACUUUAUACAUUCGCGUUUCGGUUUAGUUUUGCCAAAUCCAAGUCCUUCACUUUUUUUGUUCAGUUUAAUUUGCAAGAAUAAAAGAACCAAAGGAGUCGAGACAUGACAGUGAGUGACCAAAUAUAAUGUGUAACCACGGCAACACAUGCAAAAGCACAGCGUAGGAGACCUUUGAAAGUUUUAAUGGGUUUUGAACGUUGCGAUUUUCUGCGAUCUGAUGAAAAUGAAUGUGUAUUUUUAGAUUUUACUUAUUUAAAAAGAACUGGCUACAGAUUUAUUUGCAAACCCAUCAAAUUUCAAGUGUAGCUGGAGUUGUUUUAGUUUAAUUUUGGCUUUUUUGACUGAACCAAGCCUAUUUUCUGAACCCUUCUGAACACUUGUUGUACUAUAUCUUAAUCUGGUGAUAUUUUUUUCUGUAAAAAGUUGUCAUUUUGGUCUUUUUUUUCUUUUUGUUUUGAUGUAAAAUGCUCACUCUCCAGAGUAGCUACUGGAGGGCGACGAGUCUGUAUAAAGUUGGAUAUGUUUUAAUGUCUAUAAUUUCUUGAACAUAGUUGGCGCUUAUAUCACUGUAAAAAUAUCUACAGGAGUUACGCAGCGUUUUGUUUGAAGUAUUUUGAACUCAUUUGCAUUUGGUCAUUUUGAUUUUUCGUAAUAUUUCAAGGAUAAAUUACAAAAUUAGGAAAAAAAACUGUACAUAAAGUGGGACUAAACACCUAAACUCCACUUAAACAUAUGAGAAACAGUGUGAUUGGUCUAUUUACACUUCAAACUCCACUUCUGCAGCCAGGUUUUUGUAAUCAGAAACACCUGGGUGUAAUCAGGGCAGUGCUGUGUCAUGUCACCAACUACGGGGAAUUGCCGAAACCAUGAAUGCUGCACACACUUACUAAACUGUACUAAAAUUGCCUAAAAAUGGUAGAUAAUGCUAUAAAAACAGCAUAUACACAAUUUAGCAGUGAAUUUAGUGUUUAUUUCCACUUUAAAUCUUCACUAAUCCUACUUUUUUGGCUUAUAAUUUAGCGUGAAACAUGAACAAAACGUAUUUAAUUCGUCAGAAAUACCUUGAAACUGCUAAAAUAAUCCUGCAAAUUUAAAUCUUAAGUAGUCAAAAUCAAGAUUAAUUAAGAUUGACCAUUUUAACUCUUGUAAAUAUUUGUUCUUUGCAGUGUAACAGAGUAGAGUUUCGAUAUGUGUCGUUAUAGACUGCAUUUAUUCACAUCUAACUCAUUAUUCUUCAUGUACGUAACAGCAGACGGAGCAGUGACUUCACGUGUUUGGAUGUGAGUCGUGUGUGCGAUUGUGCCGUGAACAGGGUGGACUUUGGGUCUGGGGCAACAAAAAUGGUUUUAACUGGCCACAAUUAUGACACACGUAAAGUUAUGGUGUAGUAAUUUGUAGUAAAAUUGCGUACUGUGUCACUUUUCUGAUGCUUGUCUCCAUGGAUUUGUCUAGACACAGUUUUAACUUUGGUGUUGCUGCUGGUCCUCAAUGGAUGAAGUAUUUUGUUACGUUACUUUACUGUUACUCAAGUAAAAGUAUCACAGGAAAAUAAUCUAUUUAAGUAAAAGUAAAAAAGUAAAAGUUUUUCAAGUGUUAAUUUGUUUUAAAUGUAGAUACGAUAUAUUGAUUUAAAAAUGAUGAAUAUUUUGAUCAACCGUGGCAAUAUGAGUCAAUUUAUUCAUGUCUCUUAUGAAUUUUGUGUGUUUACUUUUGUUUUUCUCAAAGUCGAAGCUUAAACUCGUAAACUUUAUUCAGGAUAUUUCCACGAACAUAAUAAAUAACGCCUCAGAUCAUAUGAAAAGUACUUUUUACUUUUCAGUCCUCUUCAAAAACGUAGUGCAGUAGAAAGUACAGAUACUGGUCUCAAAUGUAGUUAAGUAAAAGUAAAAAGUAUCCACUGUAAAAUAUACUUAAGUAAAGCACAGAUACAUAAAAAUUCUACCUAAGUACAGUACUUUACUACUUGUACUUCGUUACCUUCCACCACUGCCAUUCCCUCUCACAAAAUAGAUCAGUUUAAUGUCAUAUUGUGGGACAUUCCUGGCAAAGUUACAGCAUCACCGUGGAGACAAGAUGGAAAAAUACAUAGUACUUAUUAAAUCUUAAAUUUAAAUGUAUUCAGUGUCUUGACAACGAUCAAAUUAACAGAAAAAAAAAUGUCUAAGAGCUGAAAUUAAACACUUUUAGCUCUUUUUGCUAAUGUCACACCCUGUAAUAUGUGUGUGUUUGUGUGUGCGUGUGUCUAAAACUGUAAAUAUCUCUUUGAAUGUACGUCACUGCCUUUAAUCCCAUGUAGAGAAAUACAUUUUAUAUAAAACCUAAUAGUAAUUUAUCUAAAAAUGUAAUUUAUUGUUUGUUGUAAAAUGCUGUAGUGAAAUAUGGUUGUGUUCACCGGAUUAUAUGACAUUGUUCUUAUUGAUACACUUCUGUGACAGUAAACGUGUGGAAAGAUUACUGUAAAAAGCUGCAUUUUAUUUUCAUUAAAAAUUAAACAAGA